CCAUGAUUACCAUAAACAUUUUGCACGUGUUUGAUGUUGACAGGCGGCGACAAUGGUUGACGAUGAUGACUGGUUGUUUGAUUCUAUAGCAUUAUAUCAGAAUUUAUUUAUGUAUGAUCUUCAACAUGGAAUUACAGACAUGGAUUGGACUGAUGGGAAUAAUGUGUGCAUUGCCACAUCCAAUGGCAAGAAACAUGAGCUGGCGGAACUGCACCUUCCUGAGAAACUUCUGAAAACCAGUCAAGAAGAAGCAGGUUUAAUAAAGAACCGCGAUUUCCAUAUGAAUGCUGGAUGUUACUGUCCUGAUCAAAUAGCCUGUCUCAGACAUGUCCCUAACUCAAGAGUGGUAGCAACCAGUCCCAACACUGAAAUAUGUAAGAUUCAGUUCUGGAAACUUAAUGGCAGUGAUGAAAGUGAUGUGAUCAGAAAUAUCUCAACAGUUGAGAACAAUAAGAGUAAAGGGAGUCCAGCUCACAUUACACCUGUCACUGGUACAAACAACGUAGUGUUUGGCUCUCACCUGGAUAACCUGUGUAUUGUGGACAGUAUCACAGGGCAGACUACCAGUAAAGGGCUUCAGAGAUGUGAGAGAAUUAGCUCUAUGGGGCUCACAGAUAGCAACACACUGAUAUGCUGUUGCCAAGACACCGGUGAACUUGUCACCUUUGACCUCAGGGAAGACAUAUCAAAGGUCAAACAUGAACAUACAAAUACUAUUUCUGAAGGUCAGAAAUGUUUCUGGACAAGUUCUGUGACUGAAUCAGGUGUUUACAAGUUAUCGUCUGAAGGUGAAGUUCGGAAAGUGGAAAAACACGAUUGGAAUAAUGAUGUAGGCCGUUGGUAUACUGAAUUAAAUCCAUCAUCAGAUUUCAGUUACCUAAAGAUACAUGCCUUACCUGGAAAUGAAGACGACACAGUUUACAUAUCUGGUUUUGACAGUAAUGUAUAUAUUUUCAAAUUACCUUUGGUGUCUGAGGUGGGAGGCAGUACCGAACGGGUGGUUUCCAAACCCUGUUUCCAACACGAAGGUCAUUUACGGAAUGCAGGUACAUGUACGGACGUAGAUAACAAAGUGUUAACCACUGUCACCCAUCUCCUACAUCCACGACAACAGGAUAUUGUCCUGUCGGCAGCCACGGAUGGUUCCCUGCAUGCCUGGCAGAUCAACACGUGUCUUGAUAAAUAAUAAAUACAUACCAUGUACAUUUAUGAACAUCAAUUCUACCAUUCACAAACUUCAAAUACAAUAUGUAUUAAAGAUGCUACACCGUAGAUAGUGUAUACUCUAGUACUGCUUGUUAGAAAGAAAAUACAUAAAAAAAACAUUAGGUAAAAAUAAGUCAUAGAUAGAAAAUGUUUCUUUCAUGACCUCAAAACAGAGAUUAGUGAUGUGCCUCAAAUACACAGAAAGAGAAAAGACAAAAUAUAAUGAAAGUGAAAAAUAAGGGAUAAGUGUACUUUGAACAAAAAGCAUCUUUUCUGGGAACAUUUUUUGCAAAUGUCUUUCAGUAUUAAUGUCAUACUCCCACUACAGUCUAGUUUCGCUAUCUCGAAGUCAGUGGUGUCAUGACAAUUUUCGAGAUAUUCUGAAGUAAUCGAGUAUAACUAUUGUAGAUCUUUUUACCGUCAGAACUGAAAUUUUUACUUCGAGUAAAGCAAACAAUUGACGUUGCCACGGUUGGACAUAAGGAGAACCAGAAAAUGCUUUCCUGUCUGAUUUAAUGACAUAGAAAAUGAAUGUUAUUUUAUGAUUCAAUGUUAUUUUUAUGUCGUGUAUUUUAGAAUUAUUUUAUCAGUUUCAAUUUUGCGUAUGUUGUUAGGUUAAAUUUGCAAAUUUGCAAACGGAAUUAUAAUGCUUACCAGGGCCGGGUUGCCACUGAUUGUAUCGUUAGUAAACUGUUCUGUUGGUAUGUGGUAGCUGUUAUACAGUCCUUUCGUAGUGCAGGUGGCAGACACUCAAUUUUAAUUCAUUUAAAUAGUGACACUAUUCAGACUACGCAUAUGUCCUAGACGUUAACUUGAUAAUCCAGUAUUGAACAGGUAAAUAAUGCUUACACUGUGUAUCACCACUGAAGCUGUUCGCAUAUCUGACAAGUCCUGCAAGGACGAAACACAUGCACCAUGCAGUUAUAUUCAUUGUGGCUCUACAGUAUAAAAUUAUAUAACUUUGAAUUUGAAUUGAAAGGUGCUAAUAUAUUGUGAGUCUUUUGUGCAAUCCUUAUGACGGGGUGGCCUCCUGCACAGAUUAAAGCCUACAGCAGAAUUUAUUUUAACCGGUGAAUACGAGAUCUGUCAGAAUUAAUGUCCUGGUUCUAUGAACUUCUAUGGUACUGUAUACAAUGUACAGCCGACAAACCAGCACGUUGGUGAUAUCUUGACUUUGAGGCGGGCUGGUGAACAUCGGUACGCAGGAGCAAGUUUUUUGUUUCUUUGUUUUUUGUUUUCGUUAAUAAUAUCUUCAGCAUCGCAACAAUGGAUAACCUUGAAGUAACAGGUCGAUAUAUGAUAUCUACAUGGACAUGACACUCUCUGUUUGCCUCAGUAGUUAUCGAUUGCCAAAAUAGUCUCACCAUGGUCCAGAAAACUUGAUAAUUCGUGCACAAUUAGUAUGAGCUAUUCGUUGUCAUUUAGUGAAAUAGUUGACGACAUAUAUAUUGACAUUAACUUUGUCAAUAACGACAGCAGUCAUGUCCAGUAGGAUAUAUUAACGUGUUGGUUCAGAUCUCGAAUUGUUACGGUGUAAAAGAUAUUGACGUAAAAAGAACUUCCUUGUGCGGACCAAUCAUGUGUUGUAGUGUUUGUACCAUGUGUAAAUAUUGCACGUUUUCAUCUAUACAAUUGUGACGCAGUUUUAUAACAAGGGAGCUUCUCGUGUCACUGGUAGAUAUAGUCGCCGUAGAAUUACCUUUAUUGAUCAAUUUUAGAAUUUAAUUGAAAUCCAACAAGCUUGUUUGCAGACAGACGUAGUCGGGACAACGGGACCUGUCGCAGUGCAUUUCAUAUCGAGCAUCGGGCGAUAAAAUUAAAAAGUAUCUAGUAUACCCGUUGACGACCUUGACAGUUCCGAAUUCAUUUGUAGCGGUUUCCUAUGAACACUAGCUGUGUGGUGUAUACCUGUCCGCAAUGUAGAAUUAUUAGCCCGCCCUUUAUUGAGAUAGGGUAGGGAGUGGUGUAAAUAUCUCGUAAUAUCUUUGAUUUUUUUUUUAAACUAUAUGAUUUUACAUUCGUAUAUUAUAUUUCCUUACCAAAUGUACAUUGUAUAUCUUGGUCUGUGGUUUAAGCACAAACACACAUUAUACAAUCUUAUUAAAGCGUCAUUCACGAAACAUAAGCAAACAAUGCUUAUCGGUAUUCGAACGAUUAAGUCGUAGUAGUAAUAUUAAAUUGACGAGGGCAGCUAUGAACAAACUUUAGAUUUACAUAACCGUGAAAGACAAAAUACAAGAUGGAUCGUAUUUUGUGAUCUAUAACCUACGUUGUCAACUUUUAUUCUUUUGUGUUUAUCCUUGUGCAUAAAAAAGCAAUAAACCAUGACAAUAGU
Pecten maximus is the source of this 3541-nucleotide messenger RNA. RefSeq names its product WD repeat-containing protein 73-like. The transcript is spliced from 10 exons. Gene Ontology annotation, cellular component: spindle pole; cytosol. The coding region runs from base 53 to 1186 and encodes 377 amino acids. The record is from RefSeq and is a predicted model, not a curated record. Gene Ontology annotation, biological process: cytoplasmic microtubule organization. Gene Ontology annotation, molecular function: protein binding. Lineage: Eukaryota; Metazoa; Mollusca; Bivalvia; Pectinida; Pectinidae.